Molecule: messenger RNA, 1138 nt
Organism: Lotus japonicus
Lineage: Eukaryota; Viridiplantae; Streptophyta; Magnoliopsida; Fabales; Fabaceae
Product: probable pectinesterase 29
Exons: 5
Coding region: 1-999 (332 amino acids)
Biological process (GO): cell wall modification
Molecular function (GO): pectinesterase activity
Source: RefSeq, a predicted model, not a curated record
AUGUCAUUUCCACGAUGUUGCUUUCUAUGUAUUUUUCUUCUUUUGGGUUUAGGUAUAGAGCUAGCAAACUCUCAGCAUUAUAGAGUAGUGGGAGGAAAACUACUACCUUACAAGACAAUCAUCGUGGAUCAAUCAGGGCAUGGAAACUUCAAAACCAUACAAUCUGCUAUUGAUUCAGUCCCUUCCAACAACAGGUUUUGGGUUUCCAUCAUUGUAAAGGCAGGUAUCUACAGGGAGAAGGUGGCAAUUCCAGUUGAAAAGCCUUAUAUCCUAUUGCAAGGAGAGGGAAAGACGAAAACCCUUGUUGAGUGGGCUGACCAUGAUAACACAUUACAGAGCGCUACAUUCAGAACCUUGGCUGACAAUAUAGUCGUCAAGUUUAUGAGUUUUAUUAAUUCUUACAAGAGUAAAGUCAAACUACCUGCAGUAGCUGCCUUGGUAAGCGGUGACAAGUCUUACUUCCUUAGUGUUGGUUUCUUUGGUUUUCAAGAUACUCUAUGGGAUGAUCGUGGAGCUCAUUACUUCAAGUCUUGUACCAUCAAAGGUGCUAUUGAUUUUAUCUUUGGUGAUGGUCAAUCAUUAUACGAGGAUUGUACCAUAUCUGUUAUUGCUGCACCUCUAGGUCCAGGAAUUUCUGGUAUUAUCACAGCACAAGGUAGGGUAAGUCCCAACGAAUCAAGUGGAUUUGUUUUUAAGAAUUGUGUUAUCGAUGGAACUGGUACAACUUACUUGGGAAGACCAUGGAGAAAAUAUGCUAGAGUUCUUUUCUACCACACAAAAAUGUCUAACAUUAUACAUCCAAAUCGUUGGGAUCCAGGGCAUUUCCGCAAUCAAGAGAGUCACACAACAUUCGCAGAGUAUAACAAUUUUGGACCAGGUUCUAACUCUUCCCCGCAAUGGACUAGGAAAUUGGGUUUAUCAACAGUUAAUUGGAUGGCAAGUUUUAGCUUCAUUGACAGCAAUGGUUGGCUUAAGACCAGCCUAAGAAUAGGUUCUUGAAGUGUAUUAGUAAAACAUAUAACUAUUGAUUUACUUUUGAUUUAUUGUUAAUUUUAUAGUCUCCUGGUUCCUAUUGCACCUUUAGUUUAUUCUGUCUGAAAUUCCAAGUUUGAUUGAUUAUGUAUUAACGUCACACAUU